GUAAGAGAAGUGAGGACAUAAAAAAAGUGAGAAGUGCACUUUUGGGACCUAACAAACGAAGGUCGAAGUUGAUGGGAGGUGGAAUUGAUAUUUUCACCCGGGAGAGUGUUUUUUGGAGUCGUUUCGAUCAAUGCCGUCGUACACAGUGACCAUCGCCACGGGAAGCCAGUGGUUUGCGGGGACCGAUGACUACAUCUACAUAACGCUAGUGGGCACUGAGAGAUGCAGUGAGAGGACUCUGAUGGACAAGCCUCUUUACAAUGACUUUGAGAGGGGAGCGGUGGAUUCCUACCUGGUGAGGGUAGACGAGAACCUGGGUGAGAUUGUGUUGGUGAAGCUGGAGAAGAGAAAAUACUGGGUUCAGGACGACUGGUACUGCAGCUACAUCUCCGUAAAGACUCCAGACGGAGACAACUUGGAGUUUCCAUGCUACCGCUGGCUGGUCGGUGACAAGGAAGUGGUGCUGCGAGAUGGGCGAGCUUACCUGCCUCAGGAUGAUAAGACAACCGUGGUCAAGCAGCACAGACAGAAUGAGCUGGAAAUGAGGCAGAAAGCCUACAGAUGGAUGGAGUGGCAGCCAGGCUUUCCAAUGAGCAUAGAUGCAAACAGACAUCAGGAUUUGCCCCGAGACAUCCAGUUUGACAGUGAGAAAGGAGUGGAUUUCGUACUGAACUUCAGCAAAGCAAUCGAGAACCUGUUUGUGAACCACAUCAUGCACAUGUUCCAGUCGUCCUGGAGUGACUUUGACGAUUUUGAGAGGAUCUUUUUGAGAAUCAAAAACACAAUCUCAGAGUAUGUGAUGCAACACUGGAAAGAGGAUUUCAUGUUCGGCUACCAAUUCCUGAACGGCUGCAAUCCUGUCGUCAUCCAAAAGCUCAGCAAACUUCCUGACAAGUUUCCUGUCACCAAUGAAAUGGUCGCUGUCAGCCUGGAGAGAGCGUUGACUCUGGAGGAGGAAGUUAAGGCAGGUAACAUCUAUGUGGCGGACUACGAAGUGUUAGAUGGCAUCAAACCAAACUGUACAGAUCCGUGCACCCUGCAGUACCUGGCAGCUCCCAUCUGUCUUAUGUACAAGAACACACAGAACAAGAUUCUUCCAAUAGCCAUACAGUUGGGUCAGACUCCAGGCGAGGACAACCCCAUCUUCCUGCCCACUGACAGCCAGUACGACUGGCUCCUCGCAAAGAUCUGGGUGCGCUCGGCCGACUUCCAGUACCACCAGACGAUCACGCACCUGCUCAGGACACAUCUGAUCUCAGAGAUGUUUGCCCUCGCCACGUUCAGGCAGCUCCCCGCAGUCCACCCGGUCUUUAAGCUACUCAUUCCGCACAUCCGUUUCACCAUCGCUAUCAACACCAAGGCCAGAGAGCAGCUCAUCUGCGAGUGUGGCAUCUUUGACAAGGCAAAUGCCACAGGCGGAGGUGGUCACGUGCAGCUGGUUCGGAAGGCCACGAAAGGCCUGACCUUCAGGUCUCUCUGCUUCCCCGACAUGAUCAAAGCUCGCGGAGUGGACAGCAAGCAGGAGCUGCCCACCUACUUCUACAGAGAUGAUGGCUACAAGGUGUGGGAGGCCACCAAGAGCUUUAUUUCCGACGUGGUCACUAUUUACUACACUAGCAACGAAAAGGUGCAGGGAGAUGAGGAAAUCCAGGCGUUCGUCAAAGACGUGCGCACCUUUGGGAUGCAGGACUUCGAUUCCUGUGAGUUUCCCAAGGCGCUGAAAUCCCGCGAAGAGCUGAUCGAGUACUUGACCGUCAUCGUGUUCACGGCGUCAGCUCAACACGCAGCCGUCAACUUUGGACAAUACGACUGGUGUUCCUGGAUUCCCAACGCUCCCUCCACCAUGCGGAAGCCCCCACCCAAGCAGAAGGGUUUGGCGAACGUGAACCUGAUCAUCGACAGCCUCCCGGACCGAGGGCGCUCCAGCUGGCACCUGGGGGCCGUCUGGGCCCUCAGCCAGUACCAGGAGAAUGAGCUCUACUUGGGCAUGUACCCCGACGAACACUUCAUCGAGAAGCCAGUCAAGGUGGCAAUGGAGAAAUUCAGGAACACUCUGGCGGAGAUCAGCAGCGCCAUCAAGACGAGAAACCAGGGAAAGAAACUGCCCUACUACAACAUGUCCCCCGAUAAGAUACCCAAUAGUGUCGCUGUUUGAGGGACGUGCUCGUUCAUAUUGUGUCCAAACAUUUGCUGACACGGUGUGUCAUAUUUUCAGAAAUGCAGACAAUUAAAAAACAAACUUACUUCUAAACAUCUUUGGACUAAUUCACCUCUGUAUAUAUAGUGAUUCUCAGUGUGGUAAGUGAGCUCCCUCUAGUGGUACAUCAAGAAUCCAUCCAGCCAUCCAUCCACUUUCUGGAGUGCUUCUCCUCAUGCGGGUCAUGGGCGUGCUGGAGUCUUAUAAAUUGUUAUUUAUGUUCAAUUCAUUUCAAUUGAAGCAUUAUUUCAGUAGUUUUUUUAAUUUUCUUGUAUUCAAGCACAGUUUUAAUGUUCCAACGUCAGUGCAGAAUGGUACAGUGGGUUAAAAUAAUUUUUAAAAAAUCUCAUUUUGAUGAACCCUUAGGUCUACUACACUACGGUAUAUUAUUUUGAAUUAGAAUCUUUUUUAUUUAUGAUGACGGUACUUGGGGAGCUAAGUAUUUAUUUAGGUGGUACUUAGAAUAAAAGGUUUGAGAAUCACCGCUGUGUAGGAAUUGGUAUUGGCUGUUGUGCUACUUCAGGAAGUAGUUGCAUUCUAUUGAUUCAGCUACAAAUGUACACUAGGUGGGAGCAUUGGUUCCAAAUGAUAUCAUUUGGCAUUCUACAAAUGUCAACAAGAAUUUGGCUAUGUUGUUGAGGACCCGGGUUCAAUCCCCGGCCUCGCCUGUGUGGCGUUUGCAUGUUCUCCCCGUGCCUGCGUGGGUUUUCUCCGGGCACUCCGGUUUCCUCCCACAUCCCAAAAACAUGCAUUAAUUGGAGACUCUAAAUUGCCCGUAGGCAUGACUGUGAGUGCGAAUGGUUGUUUGUUUCUGUGUGCCCUGCGAUUGGCUGGCAACCAGUUCAGGGUGUACCCUGCCUCCUGCCCGAUGACAGCUGGGAUAGGCUCCAGCACGCCCGCGACCCUAGUGAGGAGAAGCGGUUCAGAAGAUGGAUGGAUGUUUUCACCAGGCCAAACAAGCCUUAACCUGUUCUGUUCAGCCACUUAGUCAUGCAGUAUGGUGGAUCGGUAUCUUGCUGCAACAGUAGAAUUUGAUAUAUUCCCGGCUGUUGUUAUUUGUAUUGAGAUGGAUGUUUACUAGGAAUACAGUCGGCCUGACUGAGGUUUGAGAGGGGACAGACAGAGAGAAAAAAUAGGACAGGAGAACAGGGUACUAGCUUUAAUCAUCUGUAUAUGUGGUCUAGGAAGGCAGUGCUACACUGAGAGAAGUGACGAGAAGCAAAUAGGACUGCAUAUGAUAGGACAGGACAGAGCAUUACAAGACAGGAUGGAGUAGGACAGGACUGAAUUGGACAAGACUGGUCAGGACGGAAUGGGAUUGGACUGUCAGGAUUGGACCGAGUGGAGCAGGACUGCACUGGACAGGAUUGGAUUUGAUCUGUAAGUGGACUGGGAAGGCAAUACUACACCUUGCGAGGAAGGGACACAAUAAGUAGCAAGUAUGACAGGACGGGGCAGGAUAGUACUGGAUUUAUUUAUUUAUUUAUUUUUUGCGGUCUGAGAGAGAAAGCUACACCUUGUGAGAAGUGACGACAAGCAAAUAGGACUGGACAGAGCAUUACAAGACAGGACGGGGUAGGACAGGACUGAACUUGACACGACGGGUCAGGACAGAAUUGGACUGGUCUGGUCAGGAUUGGACUAAGUGGGGCAGGACUGCAUUGGACAGUACUGGAUUUGAUUUAUAAGUGGACUGGGAGGGCAGUACUACACCCUGUGAGGAAGGGAUGCAACAAGUAGCAAAUAUGACAGAAUGGGCAAGGACAGGAUUUUAUCUGUGUGGUCUGGGAAGGAAGUGCAACAAUGAGCAAAUAUGACAGGACAGGAUUAGCAAGGACUGAUACCUUUUGUGACAUUUUUGUUUUGUGUUGUGCCAUGAAAUAAAAUAGUCUUGUGUCAUUAAAGGUUGGGAAACACUGCUCUAAAUUGGUUUGUGUGUUUUGAACGAUGACAACGGUCCUUCCGGUGCUUACC
This is a messenger RNA of Phycodurus eques (leafy seadragon), 4171 nucleotides long. It is a transcript of the gene alox5a, whose product is annotated as arachidonate 5-lipoxygenase a. Gene Ontology annotation, molecular function: iron ion binding; arachidonate 5-lipoxygenase activity; protein binding. The coding region runs from base 131 to 2155 and encodes 674 amino acids. Gene Ontology annotation, cellular component: nuclear envelope. Gene Ontology annotation, biological process: lipid oxidation; linoleic acid metabolic process. The record is from RefSeq and is a predicted model, not a curated record. The transcript has 14 exons. NCBI's taxonomy places the organism in Eukaryota, Metazoa, Chordata, Actinopteri, Syngnathiformes, Syngnathidae.